CCCAAGAACGCGCUACGUCAGCUCAGUCCUCCAUUUUUAGCAGAAUUUGAAUUGCGCGGCUUGGGCUCUACUUCCUGGAAGCAUGAUGGCUGCUGCUUUCUCCAUGGAGCCUAUGGGUGCUGAACCAAUGGCACUUGGAUCACCAACAUCUCCAAAACCCAGUGCUGGUGCCCAGUUCCUGCCUGGCUUUCUACUGGGGGACAUACCAACACCAGUAACUCCACAGCCACGUCCAUCUUUAGGCAUAAUGGAAGUGCGGUCACCUUUACAUUCAGGUGGCUCACCCCCACAACCCGUACUACCUACUCAUAAAGAUAAGAGUGGAGCACCACCUGUUAGAAGCAUAUAUGAUGACGUUGCAAGUCCGGGUCUUGGUUCGACACCUCGGAAUACAAGGAAGAUGGCCAGCUUUUCUGUGUUGCACACUCCACUUUCUGGAGCUAUACCAUCAAGUCCAGCUGUCUUUAGUCCUGCAACCAUUGGGCAAAGCAGAAAAAACACCCUAUCCCCUGCUCAGAUGGAUCCCUUUUAUACUCAAGGUGAUGCCCUGACUUCCGAUGACCAGUUGGAUGAUACCUGGGUGACUGUGUUUGGGUUUCCACAAGCUUCUGCUUCUUAUAUUUUACUACAGUUUGCACAGUAUGGGAACAUCAUAAAGCACGUGAUGUCAAACAAUGGCAACUGGAUGCAUAUACAAUAUCAGUCAAAAUUACAGGCCAGAAAAGCACUGAGUAAAGAUGGAAGGAUAUUUGGAGAAAGCAUAAUGAUUGGAGUAAAACCUUGCAUAGAUAAGAGUGUAAUGGAAGCCACUGAAAAAGUGUCAACACCUUCUGUGUCAUCAGUUUUCACACCACCAGUAAAGAGCAUAAGGACUCCUACACAAUCUGUUGGUACUCCAAGAGCCGCAUCCAUGAGACCCCUUGCUGCUACUUAUAGAACACCCACUAGUGCCGAUUAUCAGGUUGUGUCUGAUAAACCAGCUCCACGAAAGGAUGAAAGCAUUGUAUCGAAAGCAAUGGAGUAUAUGUUUGGCUGGUAGCAUUUUCUCUUCGUCUUCUACUCCACAUGCUGCCAAGGUCUUUGGUUAGUUAUAUAACCAUAAAUGACAGAUCUAUGAAUUUUGCCUAACAAUCCUAUGCUGCAAUGCAUUUAUGAAAGUAAAUGCACCAAAAAAUCAUGAACUUUGGCUUGUACACUGCUUUUCAUGUAUAAAUGUUUAGACAAUAUCUUGUAUGUAUCAUACUUCACUACAAAAUAAUGAGGUCUUUCCUUGGAACAUGUCAAAACUCUCUCCAAGACUUACACACACGAUAACAUCCAUUUCCUUAAUAUCCAAAUUCCUUUUAAUGUGCUUCUUGGUCCCAGGCUGGUUGCCAAUGCACCAUAUGGUGUUCAAUUAAGGGAACUUAUGUGACCAGCCUUUAUCAUUCUUUUAUUGUUUAUGGCCAUUUAUCUAAAUGAUUUUAAGUUUGUUUGGAAAAUGUCUCAUUUCACACAAAUGUCUUCUAUUGUCAUCUUUUAAUGUUUUAACCUGUUUCCAAAUAAAUUGUAUUUUGCUAUUUACAUCAAA
Molecule: messenger RNA, 1570 nt
Organism: Xenopus laevis (African clawed frog)
Lineage: Eukaryota; Metazoa; Chordata; Amphibia; Anura; Pipidae
Gene: nup35.L
Product: nucleoporin 35kDa L homeolog
Biological process (GO): nucleocytoplasmic transport; nuclear pore organization; mRNA transport
Cellular component (GO): nuclear pore central transport channel; nuclear membrane; nucleus
Molecular function (GO): phospholipid binding; nucleic acid binding; structural constituent of nuclear pore
Source: RefSeq, marked provisional